Messenger RNA from Diplodia corticola, 2382 nucleotides. RefSeq lists its product as uncharacterized. The record is from RefSeq and is a predicted model, not a curated record. The transcript has 3 exons. Lineage: Eukaryota; Fungi; Ascomycota; Dothideomycetes; Botryosphaeriales; Botryosphaeriaceae. The coding region runs from base 1 to 2382 and encodes 793 amino acids.
AUGGCAGCUUUGCAGGCUAUCGGCCGUUACUCCGGCGUUCCUCAGGAAGAGCCACCCCUUUCUCAAAAUCCGCCGAACAAGCGCUAUUCACCCUCAGCUUUGAGGACGGUGUCACUUCUUGGAUUUGUGAUCCUCACAGCAGCCAUCAUCGGCGUACUGCAAUGGAUUGCAGCACCUGGGAAUCGCGACAACAUCGGGAACGUGCGGCGGCGAAACGACGUGCCUACUAUUACGCAUUUCCCUCGUGCGACACCAGGCGCGGCAACAGCAUCGACGGCCAGUGGACCGAGCACUGUCAUGAUUAUAUCGUCCGCCACCGAGUCACCGCACCAGGAUGACGGAACGUCCACGACCAGCGAGGGCGCCUUCAUCCCCAUAACGCCAUCCACGACUGUCGUAGUGGGGACAACCAUCUCAGACGCAUUCGUCCCAAUUGACCCAAACACAGUAGAGACCGAGUCAACCGCAACCACCGCCUUUGUCCCCAUGAAGCCGGGAACAGCUGCGGACCCAACCGAAGGAUUCUCCACCGACCCCGACGCCUUCAUCCCGCUCGGCGAUGCAACUGGCACAGCCGAUACCCCCAUCACCACGCCCACCGCCGGCACGUUCGUCAUCACAACCAGCAUCCCCGGCGGGACUUCCCCCGCCGCCUUCACUAUCACCGGCACCAUCGACCCGAGCCAGCCCCUGCUCAUCACCGCCACCGGAUCCAGCAUCCCCGGCGGCACGCUCGUCAUCACGCGCACCGGGCCUCUCGUCGCCGGCCCCACAACCCCCGCUCAAGGCUCCGGCGGCGGCAGCAGCGGCAGCAGCGGCAGCAGUACAAACACCACCUCCCCCUCUUCCACCCCUCCCUCCGACGCCUUUGCCGCGUACGGUGCCCGCUUCAACAUCUCGCACUACCUCCUCGGCGCCUACGCGCCCACGCUCUUCGCCGUCAUCUACGGCAUCCUCUGGUCGACGAUUCUCGCCGGCAUGGCCGAAAUGGCGCCCUGGUUCCAACUGACGCGACCCGGCGGCGCCACCGCCAAAGAGUCGCUGCUGCUCUCGUACCAGAACGCCAGUCUGUGGGGGCUGUUCGUCGGCAGCAUCAAGCACAAGGACGGCUUCGUGCUGGCGGGGAGCGUGGUGUCGGCGCUCGUGACGGCGACGAUCGCGCUGGCGUCGGGGGUGUUCUACAUCGGCGUCAGCGGCACGUGCAGGGAGACUGGGAGGGGCGCGGACUGCGUGCGCUAUUUGGCCGUGGACCGGCGGCUGGCGUGGGCGGAGAGCGGGAUGCUCGCGGUGGUGUUGGCGUGCGUGGUGGGGGUGUGGUUGUCUGCGCGGCGGAAGGACGGUGGGCUCUAUGCCGAGGCGAUGAGCGUUGCGGGGGUGGCGACGUUGAUGGGGAAUCCGGGGGUGGUGGCGAAGAUGAGGGAGGCGCUGGAGCGGGAGAGGCAGGGCGGUGGUUGGGGCAGCAACGACACGCGGUUCGGAGUCGGGCAGUCGUACGACAAAGCAGCUGGCUGGACGUACGGCUUCACCGUCGUCGACGACGGCCAAAAGCGCGACCCUCCGGCCAAGAUCUUCGACGACGGCGACAACAACGACGACAGCACCCCGGUCCUGCCCCUCCUCCUCCGCCCGUACAUGCUCGCCCUCUUCCUCCUCCUCCUCCUCGCCCUCCUCGCCAUCCUCCUCUACUACUGGUUCAACGGCACCUCCUCCUUCCUCGAAGACUUCCUCGACAGCCAAACCUUCGGCCCAAAACUCAUGAUGUCCAUCUUCGGCCUCAUAAUCCGCACCUGGUGGUCCGAAAUCGCCCGAGUACAGGAAAUCGGCGACGAAUUCCAGGUCCCUCAUCAACGGCACCUUGACUUGCUUGCCCUCAGCCAAGUCCGGGGCCAGCUUGGCCACAAGGUCCAAGAUGUCGGCGCCGGUAUCGCGCGACACGGAGGCCCAGACUCCGAGGGCCUUUUGGCGCGCCUCGUCGGGGUCCUGGGCGUCGGAUCCGUCUUCGGUGGUGAAGGCUUUUUGCCAGAGCUCCCGGUCCAUGCGUCUCAGCUCGGCAUUGAAGUCGUCCAGCUGAUGUUUGGUGGGCUCGUAGAAAACGCUGUCGGCGUGGUCGAGGACGGCUUUGAGGUUGGGGAUGUUGGCCGGGUCGGCGAUGAAGGCGAGGACGCGGAUGCCCUGGCCGCUGGGGUAGCCGUCCCAUUGGCCGUAUUGGGCGAUGAGGUAUUGGCCUUUGUAGUAGACCAUGAUGAGGUGACGCGUGCCCAUUACGGUCGGGUAGCGGGCGGGCUGGCCAUGUGGGUAGCUGGACAGAAGGAGGCCGAGGGUGGUGGGUGGAGACUUACUGUAAGCUAUCAGCUGAGAGUGUUUGGAGGGCCGGGAGUGUAA